UGUUUUGUCUUCAAAAUGAGGUGUUGCUGCGAUGAUUACGAUGACGAAUCAACCAUCACCACCCCCCUGAUCUCCUCCUCCUAUUCCGUCGUUAUCGAUUCAACUGCCACAAUCUCCCCGGUGAACUCCCAUUUCGCAGCUCUCAUGUGCCCAGACACUCUCCGUCUCAUUUUCGAGAACCUCUCUCUCUCGGAUUUGGCACGUGCCAGCUGCGUAUGCAAGACCUGGAACGCCGUCGCUUCCGAUGAAGAUAUGGUUGUGGAGGCAUUCAAGGCUCCCUGGAAGCUUCUCGAUGUGGUAGGGAAGCCUUGCUCUAGAAAUUUCUGGAGAGAUAAUGGGAUUGGGAAGUUCGCUAUCUCGCAUCGGAUUUUGAGGGGAGAGACUGUCGCCAGUCUUGCUGUUAAGUACUCUUCUCAGGUUAUGGACAUAAAGCGAGUGAAUAACAUGAUGAGCGACCAUGGGAUUUAUUCAAGGGAGAGGUUAUUGAUCCCUAUAAGCAAUCCAGACAUUCUUAUAAAUGGAACAUGCUAUAUAGAGUUAGAUGCCUACGCAAAGCGUGAAGUGGCCGUGCUGUAUCCUGGCAGCAAGCCUGAGGGAAAGCUCGGAACAUUGUCGAAUAGAGUGACCUCCGAUCGGGGCAAGAGAAGGGUGAUAGAUUCUUUAAAGAGAAGCAUGCAAGUUGAUGAUGGAACUGCACAAUACUAUUUGUCCAUUUCAGAUGGUGAUCCCAGAGCUGCACUCUCUCAAUUCUCUUCAGACCUCAAUUGGGAGAGGCAGACAGGGUUGGCCUAGAUGGAAAUGUACAUUUGAAUUCAUGGGAUGGAAAGGGAGCAUAAAUUCGCAGCAGGUAAUGAAUUAUAUUUCCUUCAUUAGCAUGUACUAUUAAAACUGUUUUUCCAUGUAUUAUAAAGAUGCAUAGUGUCGAGUGUUAAUGUCGAGAAAACAUUGCGGUCGUAAAUUGUACCAAGAACCAAGAGUACCCGAUGCUUCUCAACUAAAAGUAUUUUCUACGUUUUUUGAGCCAAUGGAGUGUGUAUCAAGUUAUUAACAGUUCCAGCCUUUGUAAAGAACCCAAAGUCUGACUCGUACCUAUCAGGUCGUGUUGGUAGCCUCUCUUUGGAAAGGUUUAUUUAUAAACGUAUAUUAUCCAA
Hibiscus syriacus is the source of this 1151-nucleotide messenger RNA. Its product is annotated as F-box protein At1g55000-like. Gene Ontology annotation, molecular function: protein binding. Bases 16 to 792 code for a protein of 258 amino acids. NCBI's taxonomy places the organism in Eukaryota, Viridiplantae, Streptophyta, Magnoliopsida, Malvales, Malvaceae. The record is from RefSeq and is a predicted model, not a curated record. The transcript has 2 exons.